AGUUGCUGCUGCUUUUACAAUUCUAGGCACGCUUUAUACAGUGCAAUAUUUAUAUAUAGAUGGACAGAACUAUAUUCUAUUGUAUUUUUAAAAAGUCAAAUUGUAGAAAUGAUAUGGUUUUUAUUCGAUAUUCAGGCAAUUUGAGAAGUAGUCAUAGUAAUUCAGAAUCUAGAGCACAUGCUGGUAAAAAGCCUCAGGCAACAUAAUUCUAGAUUAUACAUUCCGUGUGCAUUGCGUAGAUCCAGCAGAGGGCAGCAUAUUCCCCACUGUUUACAUGAACUUUAGUACACUGACAUAGUUUUUAAGCAAUGCCUUGGAAGAUGUCAGAUUUACAAGCUGCUAUUCGGCAAAAACUCAAAGCCGAAAAAAAUUUAUAUUUUUUUAUCUGGUGGAUAAUGGAGUAGUAGUGAGUGGUGUUGUACACUGCUUUAUGUAUAUAUUCCAAAAGUAAUUUAUACUUUAUUACAUGUAACUACUUUUUAAUGCUUUCCAAACCAUUUCCUACAUUUUCUACUACAUAUGUGAGUUAGAUAUCAAAGUUUUGCUGCUUUGCAAUGUUUGGGAGAGUACUAAUAACUAUUAAAGUCCUACAUAGGCUAUGUCAUUCUUUUCUCCACCCCAUACUUUUUGUAAUCUCCAUGUCCUUAUUCUGCAGAACAGAAUGCACAGCUGACAUUACAGUGUAAAUCCUGUACAUAUUUAAGAUACAGGCUGGGGUCAUGUACAUUGAAACGUGGCUUCAGCAGGACACAUAAGUAUACAAGGGAUGACAUUGAAAUAAUGGGCCUGCAAAUCUCAACAAUAGUUUGGAAAUGGCAAGUAAUUAUUCUAAUUUUUUCUUGUAACAAUGGUGAAUCUUCUGAGAACCUUUACUAUUCAGUGUUGGAGGAAGUAGAAGUAGGUACAAUAGUUGGCAAUAUUACAGCUGACUUGGGACUACCAAAAAGUAUUAUGUCUGAACGUAGGAUACGGCUAAUGUCAUCAGGAGGUGGUCAGUAUUUUGCUGUGGACCAACAAAAUGGUGCAUUUCUUGUAAAUCGAACUAUAGAUAGAGAAAGUGUGUGUGGAUCUAGCUUACAAUGUUUUUUGACAGUAGAAGUCGUGCUUGAAAAGCCUUUGGAGUUGUAUAGAGUGGAAGUUGAGAUUUUAGAUAUAAAUGACAAUUCUCCUAUGUUCUCAAGCACAGAGCAGGUAAUAAAAAUAACAGAAAUAUUUGCAUAUCCAGGUACCAGGUUACCUUUACAAGAAGCACAAGACCAAGAUUCUGGCAUCAAUGGGGUUAGACAAUAUAGUUUAAGUCCACACAUUUACUUUUCACUUUAUACAAGAAGCCCAAAUGAUAGUGCUCUCUCUCCAGAGCUGGUCAUAAAUAAGGCUCUAGACAGAGAAGAAAGAGAAGACUAUCACCUCAUUCUCACAGCCUUUGAUGGUGGAGAUCCUCCAAAAUCUGGGACAUCACAAAUAAUGAUCAUUAUUAUAGAUUUCAAUGACAAUGCUCCUAUGUUUCAACAGACAUUUUACAAAAUAAAUGUGACAGAAAAUUCACCUGUGAACACCCCAAUAAUUCAGAUAAAUGCCUCUGACUUGGAUGAGGGUUUGAAUGCUGAAAUAGAAUACUUUUUGGAUGGGCGCACACCCGUCUCCGUCAGACAAUUAUUUUUUCUAGAUCCAGACACAGGCAUUAUUAAAACAAAUGGGACUUUAGAUUUUGAAAGUUCUAACUUUUAUGAGAUAACUGUACGUGCAAAAGACAAAGGAAUACCACAAAUGGAGGGAAGCUGCGUUGUUCAGAUAGUAAUUGAAGAUGUCAAUGAUCACAUGCCAGAGAUAAUGUUAACAUCACUGUUGGGUGAGAUUCCGGAAGAUACCAUUUUAGGAACAACUAUUGGACUUUUUUCUGUACUUGACAUGGAUUCAGGAAAAAAUGGAGAAAUACAACUAGCCCUGUCACCUGAUGGACCAUUUCAAAUAAAAUCAUUCAAGGAUCACUAUGCUUUAACUAUAAGCAACCCCCUUGAUAGAGAAGAUGUUUCUCUUUAUGAAGUUGUCUUGACUGCCACUGAUAUGGGGUCUCCAUCUCUGUCAUCUCAGGUAACAAUUACAGUGAACAUUUCUGAUGUUAAUGAUAAUCCACCACUGUUUCUUAAUCAAGAUUUCAAUACAUUUAUUCAUGAGAACAAUGAACCUGGACAUUUGCUUUUUACAUUAUCUGCUUUGGAUCGAGAUGAAGGGAAUAAUGCCAAAUUUACCUAUUCUAUAGCUGAAUACCAGCUUGGAGGUUUGCCUGUCUCAUCUUUCAUAUCGGUCAACCCAAUAAGUGGAGUUAUUUAUGCCAUGUGUUCAUUUGACUAUGAACAGGUACAUGUUUUAGAAGUCAUUGUACAAGUGGAAGAUAAUGGAGAACCAAAACGCUUUACCAAUGCCACUUUAUGGGUCUUUAUUUUGGAUAUGAAUGAUAACCGUCCAAAAGUAUUAUACCCAAACUUUUAUGGCGAGGUCACCAGCCGUCUAAAUAUAUCUAAGACUGUGCCAGUGGGUCAUUUGGUUACUAAAGUAUCUGCAGUGGACUCAGAUUCAGGUCGCAAUGCGCUGCUAUCAUUUCAUUUUGUGGAUCCUCCUGAUGGUUUCCCUUUCAAUAUAUCCUCAUUUUCGGGAGAAAUAAAAACUGUCAAGAAUUUCUUGUCAACUGAUGAAUCUGAGCAGAAACUUGUAUUGUCUAUCAGUGAUGGGGGUAACCCAUCUCUAUCAAUAACUGUUACACUGCUUGUAGCAUUAGUGAGCAAUGUCGAAAACACCAAAACAUUCCUAUCUCUUCUGUAUUCUGGAAAUAGCACAGACAUAGUGAUGUACCUGGUCAUCUCAUUGGUGGCCAUUACCUUGGCAUUUAUUGUUACUUUAUUGCUAUUGGUAGUAAAAUGUUUUAAAACAGACAUACAUGUGUGCCAGUAUCCUUGCUGGUUUUUAAAUCAGUCCAAUCCAGACAGUAAUGAUGGGACACAACAACCAGGACUUCAUUUCAAUAUGGAUGGCACGCUAAAGUAUUUGGAGGUUAGAACAGAUCCAGCCAACCCAGAAAGCCAGUGCUACAGAACAUAUUUUUCACAAGGAGCAGAAAACAUCAAUCUCCCACUACUGAAGCCUUUUCCAUUUCCUACAAUGGGAGAAAUGUUGAACACAACCAAGCUUACAUAUGUUAGUAACAUGAGAGCUCCUUCCCAGCAGGGGCAACCUAACACGGACUGGCGCUUCACCCAGGCACAGAGACCCGGACCCAGUGGAACACAACAACCCACAGAAGAAGCUGGAGUGUGGCCAAACAACCAGUUUGAAACAGAAAGACUACAAGCAAUGAUCCUGGCAUCAGCAAAUGAAGCUGCUGAAGGAACUUCUGCUAUCGGAGGAGGAACAAAUACAAUGGGUCUUAGUGCACGCUAUGGACCACAGUUCACACUACAACAUGUCCCAGACUACAGACAAAAUAUCUACAUUCCAGGAACAACAUCAACACUCACUAAUGCUGCUGGGAAACGGGAUGGCAAAGCAGGAGCACCGUCAGGAAACAAGAAGAAAUCUGGUAAAAAGGAGAAGAAAUGAAAAUAUAAAUCCCAUAAAAACAUCCUCAGAAAAAAUAUCAGAGUGAUGUUCAAUGUCUUAUCUACAAAGGAAGAGAGUGUUAGAGUGUUGGUUGUAUCUGUUAUCACCAGAGCUAGUAGCAGGGUGCUCUCUGCUAUUAGAGCUUAUGAUGAGAAUAAUAGUAUGGACACUGGAUAUCUGAGCCCUAUCAAAAUGCGCCAAAAUUUUCUAUUGGCCAGGUUAUUCUAUUUUGCAAAGUCAUUUCUUAAGCAAUGAUAUUCACUUUUUACAUAGAAAUAGAAUUCAGCCUUGCUGGUAGAAUUCUGCAUCCUUAUGGAAAUUCUUCCGAUGUAUAUAUGUAUUGCUAAAUAGUUAUUUAUAAUUUUUCAGCAUCAGAGAAGUAUGCUUUAAUCUUUGUUAACCCACAUGGCAUUUUUUUGAAGAUGAACAAUAAAAAAAAAUGAUGAUAUUUAGUUUUAGAAUUUAGGUUCAAUUUUAUUUUAGUAGAGAGAUUUUCUUUCUCUGAGUUUUCCUGUAAAGAAUGUUAUGACACCUGAAAUAAUGGAAAUAUAAAAAUAAUAAAAACAAAACAAUUUAUUUGUGGCUUAGAAAAAAUUAAGAACCUGAUUAAAAAUAUAGCAUGGCUACAAAAAUAACGAAUGCCAGUGUCUUGUCCAUUUUGGUAAGAUUAAUUAAGCUUUUCAAAUUUCUUGGAAAUGUUCCAAGAACAUGGUAGAAUCCAGAAGACCUGCAAUACUGUAAGUCACAAUGUGGAAAGUGGACAGGAUUAUGAUUAUUCUCAGCUCUUAAAGAGCAAUUUUUUUAAUUGUUGCACCAAGGAAUGCAUGUUCAAUAAUUACUUUCAGUCAACAAUUCUAUAGGUUUGUCUUCCUUCUGCAUGUACUGUACGUACCCAGCAUGGAUUGUAUGCAUUCUUUAUAUAGAAUGAUAAAAGAGUGAGCCCGUUUAAUGCAGGCCAGUUGUUUUCAAUUAGCCAUUUUGACCAAAAAUAAUUGUAAUAAAGAUUGACAUGAAGGGUUUUCUGACUUUCAUCACUACCUGACCAGUAGUGGCCCCACACCCUACACCCUGCAGUAGCACAAUGUCGGGACUCAAAGCCAGAACUCCACAGCUCCAUCUAUUAUGCAGUGGACAGAGUUGUAACUGCAGCACUGUGGUAACCAGCUCCAUCUCUUGUGCCGCGAGUAGAGCUAUGUAGUUCCAUUGCAAGUUCUGAUGUCAGAGUUACUGCUUAACUGUUGAUCAGUGGGGAUGCUUGCUGUCGGGUCUUGUUUGGAUAACCCAUUAAAGUAAGUCACAUUGAAGACAUUUUACAUAAAGCGUCAAUAUAUAAAUAAAAAUAAUGAAAAAGCAAAAUGGGCACCACAAAAACAGAAUGAUGCUAAAUUCUAAUUGAAAUUCGCUUCAUGUCUUACAAAUCUUUAAUAGUUAUAAUGACACUGGCAAAAAUGAAAAUAAAUACAGAUAAUUUUUCUUUUAUUAUUUCACAUUUCCAGGUGAUCAUUUCUUUGUGAUUUUUUUAUUUAUUGUUAUACAUGUGAUAAUAUGGUAGCUGCUAAGAUCCUGUGGCAGAUGCUUUUUUCGUAAUGAUUUUUUGGGGAUAUCUUUCACAUAUAUUACAAUAUCUUUUCACUGAGCAAAAAGGGCAACGAUUAUUGAUUUUUGCAAUAGAUAUGAGAAAAUAUGAAUUUUUGUAUUCACUAUUGCUUGAAUUUCUGUUCUGGGAAUUUUGUAGGCAGAUAAGAAUUUCUGAUGCCUUGAGCAGUGAAGCGUUGUAUCUUGUGCUUGCUGCUUUACAAUGAUAACAGCACUAAUUACAGUUAUAUGAUAUUAAAGCAUUAUACACUAACCUCUGCAUACUAUGCCAAUGUCCUGUAUGGUCAGGAUGCAACCACUAUUUCACCCUCUACCUGGGUAUCACAAUAACCUUUUUCAGAGCUUGUAACUCUAUUCAAUAGGGCAGUCACACAAGUUGUUUAGUAGUAGGUGAUUUUUUUUAUUUAUUUUUUAGUUCUUUACUUUAUAACAAAACCUUCAUUGUAGUAUAGGUGGUAUUGUAAUAUAGUAAUCACGUGAUCCUUCCACACCUGUAUAUAACUUGUGGGCUGCAGUACUUUAAUUCCUCCUGUAUCUUUCUGUGUGGUUUGUGAUAUAAAUGUACAUUCAAUUUAAUUCAUCUGUCUUUUCAUUGUGUCUAUUUCUGACCUGUACUUUAUUAUUAGAAUAUUCUUUCACCCUUCUUAUACCAGUAUAGACUAAUGUCAAUGUAUUACACUCAAGUUUUAUACAAUAAUAUUUAUAUUGCUUUUUGUUUCUUUGAAGAAAGAGAAAAAAAAAUCAAAUAAAAUGUUUUCUUCCAAA
Messenger RNA from Bufo gargarizans (Asiatic toad), 5955 nucleotides. RefSeq names its product protocadherin gamma-A4-like. The record is from RefSeq and is a predicted model, not a curated record. The transcript has 4 exons. Gene Ontology annotation, cellular component: plasma membrane. NCBI's taxonomy places the organism in Eukaryota, Metazoa, Chordata, Amphibia, Anura, Bufonidae. Gene Ontology annotation, molecular function: calcium ion binding. Gene Ontology annotation, biological process: homophilic cell-cell adhesion. The coding region runs from base 781 to 3594 and encodes 937 amino acids.